Molecule: messenger RNA, 3973 nt
Organism: Acipenser ruthenus (sterlet)
Lineage: Eukaryota; Metazoa; Chordata; Actinopteri; Acipenseriformes; Acipenseridae
Gene: kita
Product: KIT proto-oncogene, receptor tyrosine kinase a
Exons: 21
Coding region: 93-3020 (975 amino acids)
Biological process (GO): positive regulation of cell migration; Kit signaling pathway; Fc receptor signaling pathway
Cellular component (GO): signaling receptor complex
Molecular function (GO): transmembrane receptor protein tyrosine kinase activity; cytokine binding; ATP binding
Source: RefSeq, a predicted model, not a curated record
GCUGAGUUUCUCUUCAGGCAGCUCAAACACACUGGAGGCUGGCAGAUGUAAACGUGAAGUGUAACAAUAGCAUACAAGUUGAUGUCAAUGGAAUGGUAACAAUGGACAGUCACUGGGGGCUGCUUCUUACCUUGGUGCUGUUAGGCUUCCAACAAGGUUUAGCGAAGCCUGUGAUCAAGCCAAGUUUAUCCAGUUUAGUUGUAAUCAAAGGGGGGAAAAUUGAACUUCGAUGCCAGGAUAACACCAGUGUGCAGUGGUUUUUGGAAAGGUCUAGACGGAUAAACUUGAAAAGAAAUAUAAAGAUGGAAGGUGGUUACAGUAAAAUUGUUAUUACAAAUGUAGAACCCAGAAACAUGGGUAGAUACAUUUGCAUCAGUAAUAACUCUUCCCUUGAGAGCUCCAUCUACGUGUUUGUAAAAGAUCCUGAAAAUCUUUUUUAUCCUUCAAUUGUUACGGAUCUUUCAGUAAAGGAAGGAGAGGAUCCAGCCAUUCGCUGUCUUGUAACAGACCCUGAGGUCACAGACUUCAAACUGGAGAGAUGCGGGGAUAAUCCACUUCCCAAGGAUCUAGAAUUUAUUGUCGAUUUUGAGAAGGGUAUCACCAUUAAAAAUGCGCAGAAGAGUUUUGAGGGAUGCUAUAUUUGUUCUGCCAAACAUAAUGGAGGGAAGAUAUGGAAGUCGAAAUCAUACAAUAUAAAAGUGUAUCCAGCUCAAGUACAGCCUCCAGCUCUUAGUCUUGAUGAAGUUAAAGUUAUUCUAAAGGAAGGGGAGGUGUUUGAAGUUAAAUGCAAAGCCCUUAAUGUGGAUCACGAGAUGGAGAUGAAGUGGAAUUAUCCCAAGAAUGCGACUCCAAUAAAAAAAAAUAACUCUCAUUCCAAACUGAACGUCUUUGAAAUGGAAUCAACUCUGCACAUUGCCUCUGUAAAUACCACUGAUUCUGGGAAUUAUACUUGUGAAGCAAAAAAUCACUUUGGAUCCUCUUCAGCCUCAAUGUUACUGAAUGUUUUAGAGACAGGAUUCAUAAACAUGUCCAUACCUGGGGACAGAACUGUCGAAGUUAACACUGGAGAAAGCCUUAUUUUGCCAGUAGAAUUUACAGCAUACCCACGGCCUGACAAACUGUUCUGGAUGUACAUGAAUGUAACUUUACAGAAUGGCUCUGACCAUUUUAUCACUUCAGAAGAAAAUGGCUACAGGUACAGCAGCAACCUGAACCUUGUGCGUUUGACAGGAACAGAAGGAGGGAAUUACAAAUUUUUUGCAUCUAGUUCAGAUACCUCCUCCAGUAAAACAUUUACAGUUCACGUCAGAAGUAAGCCAGAGAUAAUCUCUCAAGAUGGACCAAUUAAUGGCAUAGUCCGGUGUAUUGCAGCCGGCUACCCUGUUCCUGAAAUGUCUUGGUAUUAUUGUCUGGGGCCUCAUAAGCGCUGUUUUGGCCAACCCAAUGCUACUAAGGAGGAGGGCGUCAACAUCAACCUAUCAAGCCCAGCCUUCGGCAGAAGACAAAUCGAAAGCAGAAUGAAUGUUUCCAAGCUGCACACAAAUAUUACAUUGGAGUGCCUGGCUCAGAGUGAUGUUGGCCAGGAUUAUUAUAUAUUUAGAAUAGAAAUAGAAGAGAGGACAGUUGCCCAUGAACUCUUCACUCCUUUGCUGAUCGGGUUUGUAGCAGCAGCAGCAGUGCUGUGUGUUAUUCUUGCAAUCCUCAUCUACAAGUAUAGUCAGAAACCAAAGUAUCGGAUUCAGUGGAAAGUCAUUGAAGGAAUGAAUGGAAAUAAUUACGUCUAUAUUGAUCCAGCCCAACUACCAUAUGACCAUAAAUGGGAGUUCCCCAGGGAUAAACUACGCUUUGGUAAAACACUUGGUUCUGGUGCUUUCGGAAAAGUUGUGGAGGCAACUGCUUAUGGGAUGUCAAAAGCUGACAGUGUGAUGACCGUUGCUGUCAAAAUGCUAAAACCAAGUGCCCAUUCCACUGAGAAGGAGGCUCUGAUGUCAGAACUCAAGGUCUUGAGCUACCUUGGACAUCACAUGAACAUUGUCAACCUACUAGGAGCCUGCACUGUGGGAGGUCCCAUACUGGUAAUCACUGAGUACUGCUGUUACGGGGACCUUCUGAACUUUCUGAGAAGGAAAAGAGAUUUGUUCGUUUGCUCCAGUUUUGUAGAAGAAUCACAUUACAGGAAUAUUCUAUCUGAAGCAAAAAGUGACGACAGUAAAAAUGGCUACAUGACAAUGAGGCCUUCCAUGUCAGGUGCCAGCCCAUUGAAGUCUACAUUAGAGAACAGAAGAUCAGUAAGGAAAGGAUCAUACAGUGAUAAAGAUAAUGAAAUGUUGCAAGAUGAUACAAUGGCCCUGGACACCGAAGAUCUUUUGAGUAUUUCUUAUCAAGUUGCUAAAGGGAUGAGCUUCCUUGCUUCCAAAAAUUGCAUUCACAGGGACCUGGCCGCAAGGAACAUUCUUAUUACACCAGGGCGAGUGGCUAAAAUUUGUGACUUUGGUCUGGCUAGAGACAUUAAAAAUGAUUCCAACUAUGUUGUCAAAGGCAAUGCAAGGCUUCCUGUAAAGUGGAUGGCUCCAGAAAGCAUCUUUGAGUGUGUGUACACGUUUGAAAGUGACGUCUGGUCUUACGGCAUAUUACUGUGGGAAUUGUUCUCUUUAGGCAGCAGCCCUUAUCCUGGAAUGCCAGUGGACUCCAAGUUCUACAAGAUGAUAAAGGAAGGAUACAGGAUGGUUGGACCUGAAUUUGCACCCGAUGAAAUGUGUGAUAUAAUGAAGGCAUGCUGGGAUGCUGAUCCACUGGAAAGACCCUCAUUUGGACAAAUUGUAGAGAAGAUUGAACAACAGCUAUCAGACAACACAAAACAUAUCUAUUUAAACUUUUCAACCAAAUUUUCCAACACAGAGGAUCUGGCUGCCCACUCCUUGCGGCUCAAUUCUGUUGGCAGCAGCAAUGCGUCCACACAGCCACUUCUCCUGGGCGAUGAUGUAUUCUUUGAAGACGAACAAAGACAAGAGAGAGCCUGAUCUUACAAACUCCCUUUGGUCAGUGCAUGACAAUAAACCUGUACAGAGGAAAACUCAAAUGGGCACGAACACCCUGCCCCCAUCCCCCACCCCCCUCCCCAAAACAUUGCAGACCAAAAGGCCUUGUGAACCGGUGACAAUAUAGAUAGAAAGUCACAAUAAUGAGAAAACAUAUUUAUUAACACAACAAUGACGCCUUUUCAGUUCUGCAAACAAAUACUUGGGAAAUGUUGCAUAACUGGUAACAAAUUACAAAAUACUUACUGUUUUAUAAAGCUUUGUUGACAACGGUCUGUAAAUAAAUUACAUUUCAAGUGGAAUUUAUAUUGAUAUUAAGGUUAAAUGAAAAGAAAAUGGAAUGCUUUCGGGAUAAAUAUGACUAGAUAUUCUGGUUUUAUACAUUUCAAUGUAAAAUGUAAAUAUUGAAUGUUUGUUAGUUGUAUUUUAUUAUAUUUCUUUGUUACAUUAUGUAAGUGCUGGAAGCAGACAGUCUAGACCUAUUACUGUGGGAUAGAGAUAAAAAAAAAAUAGAAGCAAAACAAGUGCUUAAGAUAUAAGCUGUGUACUGUAUCAUGUUAAUGCAAACUAAUAUGCUUUGUAUACAUUUCAAUAUGUUCUUUAUUUUGGAGAUGUUUUGAUCUUUGCAAGCUCAAAGACUAGUAAACCAUUUUAGCCAAAGGAUUCUAUUUUUGAAGCCUCAAAUCACUGUUUACUUGGUACAGUACUGUAUGUAGCAGACUUGCUUAUUUCAGCAAUGCAGCAAGAAGCAAGAUUCCAUAUUGUAAUGCUCCAAAAAAUGCAAGGUGUCCAUGUAAAAAGAACAUUAUCCACCUAAUGUUUUUUUGUUUGAUAUUCUGUAUUGUAUCUAGUGAUGGAAAAUGCAGAUGUUUUAUUGUUAGGUGUUAUUGGCAUGCUCAAAGAAAUGUGUUAUAUGGUGUCUUUCUAGAGGUUAU